GCCCCCAAUUGCACGUUCUCUCUCUAGAAUUUCUGCGUGUCGGUUUUUGCUUCAUCUCAAUCUUAGCCAAAUUGCUUUACUCCCGACCUUUCACUAAAACCCUUCUCCACCUUUCUCUCUCUGUAGCUAUAUGUGUACGUAUAGAGAGAGAUUGAUAGAAAGCGGUAGUCUAGGGAUUUUAGUUUUGCUGCAGCUCUCUCUUUUCAGUUAGCAGUCACUUGCUUGAUCGUAGUUUAGGAUUUUAGUUCCUUUUUCCUGGUGUUAUCUGGUAUUUCGUGAUCUGGCUAGUUCUGAGUUCAAUCGCAAAGUUCCUUUUUCUUGAAUCAUCGCGCUUCUUAGGUGUGAUCUUAGUAGCUUUGGUUUGAUCAGUUGUUUCUUGGGCUGGAAGUUCUUUUUCCUGUUAAUUGAUCCAAGGAUUCCGUCUCGGAUUGCCUCAGAUCUUCGAAUAGAGCCUCGCAAAUGAUGGAUCUGAGUGAUAAAGGUUCAGAGUGUGAAGAAAUGAGUAGCCAAACACCAACCCCGGAUAGGGUUUCAUCUGACGGCUCAAACGUCAAGACUUGUGUUGAUUGUGGCACCUCAAAAACUCCCCUAUGGAGAGGUGGUCCUGCUGGACCCAAGUCACUGUGCAACGCGUGUGGGAUUCGGAGCCGGAAAAAGAGACGGGCGCUGAUGGGCGUUGCUAAAGAAGAAAAGAAAACAAAGAAAUCAACAAGUGGGAAGAACACGAGCCAUCAUCAAAGCAACAGCAGCAGCAGCAACAGUAGUAGCAGCAGCAGUGGGGAUAGUACGGGGAAGAUUGGUGAUUCAUUCAAGAAGAAGUUGUGGGCAUUUGGUAGAGAUGUAGCGUUGCAGAGACCAAGAUCAAACACUACAAGGAGGAGAAAGUUGGGAGAGGAAGAGCAAGCUGCGUUUCUUUUGAUGGCUUUAUCGUGUGGCUCUGUUUAUGCUUAGGAUGUGUGUACUCGUUGCAGUAGUAGUUGUACUCUUUUUCCCCUCUCUCCCACCCCUAAUUUCAACAAGGAGAAACAGCUCAAAUGGGCUUUUCAAGUGUACCUUUUGAGAGCAUAAAUCAAAGUUGUUCCAAUUUAAUUUUUGGUUAUAAUAUUUGUAAUUGGUUUUGUGAUGUAAGGUAUUGUAUGUGUUUAGUGCAGAAUUUCAAAG
This is a messenger RNA of Sesamum indicum (sesame), 1161 nucleotides long. RefSeq names its product GATA transcription factor 15. NCBI's taxonomy places the organism in Eukaryota, Viridiplantae, Streptophyta, Magnoliopsida, Lamiales, Pedaliaceae. Gene Ontology annotation, biological process: regulation of DNA-templated transcription. Gene Ontology annotation, molecular function: zinc ion binding; sequence-specific DNA binding. The record is from RefSeq and is a predicted model, not a curated record.